AUGAUACUGAAGAACGCCGUGUGGCUCAGCGCCCUGCUGGCUAUCGGCGCCCAAGCCAAGGCCGACGAGCCAACCAUCAAGAAGCACAAGUUCGAGACGCCGCCAACUGGCCUCUUCUUCUUCGACGACACCGAGACCGCCCUGACCAUCGAGUAUGGCAACAGCAAGGUGUGGCGCACCACCAACGCCGGCCUGGACUGGGAGUAUCUCGACCGCCCGCUCGGCGAGCGCCAGGUCGUCGGCAUCCUCCACCAUCCCUACAACAACAAGGUUGCCGUGGCAUUAGGCAAGGAGAAGAAGCACUGGUACACCAAGGACCAGGGCGAGACAUGGCGCACCUUCGAGACCGAUGCCGCCGCCGGCCAAUCCCCCAUCAGCUGGCACACCGACGACCCUGAACGCGUCCUCUUCCACGGCGCUGAGCGCUGCGAUCUUUUUGGAGGCUGCGUCGGAAAGACCUGGUACACCACGAAUGGCUUCGAGCAUUUCCAGCCGCUCAUCGAUUCGCGCAAGAUUUGCAUGUGGGCACGCAACACCGACGUCUUCACCACCACCGUCGACAAGUACGACCAGAACCGCAUCCUUUGCGUCACCGAGGGCAAGUUCUCGAAGCAGCGCAAGGACUACCGCCUUAUCAUCACCGACGAUUUUGGGGAGACGGUGGUCGAGCCACCCUUGUCCGAGGGUCGCACUGUCGCCGGCAUUGCCCACUUGGCCUCGGCCAAGGGCUACAUUGUCGCCGCCGCGAAGGCCGAGGGCACCGAUGAGAUGGCUCUCUACGUGACCGACGACACCCGUACCUGGCACAGAGCCGAGUUCGGCCAAGACCACAAGCUCCAAGAGGAUGCCUACACCAUUCUGGAGUCCACCAACUACAGCAUUCAAGUAGACGUCAUGUCGUCCUCGUGGACCGACAUGGGCAACAUGUUCACUAGCAACUCCAACGGAACCUACUUUACCCGGAACAUCGCCCACACCAACCGCGAUGGCUCGGGUUACGUUGACUUUGAGAAGCUCACCAACAUCCAAGGCAUCAUUCUCGUCAACACCGUGAAGAACUGGGAGGCGGUUGAGAAGAAUCCACUGUUUGAGUCCAAGAAGCUCCACUCCAAGAUCAGCUUCGAUGACGGGCGGACAUUCCACGACUUGCACACGGAGAAGGACCACAUCCUUCAAGUGCAUUCCUACACGGAGCAGCACAACAGUGGCAAAGUCUUUUCCAGUCCGGCGCCAGGCCUGGUGAUGGCGAUUGGAAAUACUGGCGACGUCCUCAGGCCCUACAAGGAAGGCGACCUCUGGACUUCGGACGACGCUGGCAUGACCUGGCACAGAGCUCUUGAAGGGCCCUACAAGUACGAAUUUGGAGACAAGGGCUCUUUACUCGUUGCCAUAAAGGAUGGAGAACCAACCGACACGGUUCAAUAUUCUCUGAACCAUGGCAAGGAUUGGAAAUCGACCAAACUCCCAGACAAGGUCACUGCAUACGAGCUCACCACUAUUCCUGAUUCUACUGGCAUCAAGUUCGUCCUGAUAGCGAGCAAAGGCGAGGAAGAGUGGUCCAUCUAUACCCUUGAUUUCGCUGGACUUCACGAGCGCAAGUGCAAGGAUGACGAUUUCGAGAUUUGGCACGCCCGUAAGACUGAAGAUGGCAAGCCCGGCUGCAUCAUGGGCCGCAAGCAAUCAUUCCGCAGACGCAAGCCGGACGCAGAUUGCUUCAUCCUGGACGAAUUUGUCGAUCCUGAGCCAAAGUGGGAGACGUGCAAGUGUACUAAGGAGGAUUACGAAUGCGAUUUCAACUUCAUCCGCAAGGACGGGGAAUGUGUUCCGGCCGGCCCAAUCCCUGUGCCCAGCGGACAGUGCAAAGAAGGGGAUAAGCAUUUCGAGGGCAGUUCGGGUUGGCGCCUGAUUCCUGGCAACAAGUGUGAGAAGGAUGGAGGUGUCGUCCUUGACAAACCCAAGGAGCGCGACUGCAAGGAUUCUCAGAAGUCACCAGCGAGCGGAAAGGUUGAGCAUACUUUCAACCGUUUCAAGAAUGCUCGCGACUUCCGGGAGUACUACUACCUGGAAAGAACCGAGUCCACGAACCGUGAAGAUACCGACGAGACUAUUGUCAUGCUUGAUGAUGACCGCACCGCUUGGAUAACACACGACCACGGCAAGACUUGGAAACAGGCCGUGGAUGAUGAAGUCAUCACCAUUUACCCUCACCAGUACUUCAACGACAUCGUCUACUUCUUGACCGGGGGUAAAAAGGUCUACUACUCCAAGGACCGCGGCCUGCCCAACAGCAUCCACUCCUUCGACGCUCCGGAUCCACCGACCAGAGAGAGGAUAUCAACUCUCGGCUUCCACCCACACGAGAAGGACUGGAUCCUUUGGACCGGUCGACAAGACUGCGAAAGUUCCAGCAGCGAUUGCCAUUCCGUAGCUUACAAGUCGACUAAGGGCGGAAUUGAAGGAAGCUGGGAGCCGCUUCUCCGCUUCGUCCAAAAGUGCCAGUUCGUUUGGAGGGAAGAGCGCGAAGACAGUGAGCAGCUCGUCUACUGCGAGCAGUUUGCUAGUGAAGAUACCUCCAAGCCUCUCCAGCUUCUGUCUAGCACCGACUGGUUCGAGACCAAGAAGGUGCACUACGAGGACGUUGCCAACUUCGCCACCAUGGCAGAGUUCAUCAUUGUCGCAAAGAAGACGGAUGAUCACAAAUGGCUCAAGGUGGACGUCAGCAUUGAUGGCAAGACCUUCGCCGAUGCCAAGUUCCCGCACAAGUUCAACCUGGAACAUCGCCAGGCUUACACAGUUCUGGACAGUUCUACACACGCGGUUUUCCUGCACGUCACCAUGAACAACGAAAGAGAUCAGGAGUAUGGCUCCAUCCUCAAGAGCAACAGCAACGGGACGGAAUAUGUCCUCAGCAUCGCCAAGGUCAAUCGCAACGAGGCUGGCUAUGUCGAUUUCGAGAAGAUGCAGGGCCUAGAAGGUGCGGCAUUGAUCAACAUCGUCGCCAACGCCGAUGAAGUCGACCAAGGCGCCUCAAAGAAGCUGAAGUCUAUGAUCACCCAUAACGAUGGAGCGGAAUGGGCUCUGAUCCCCCCUCCUGAGAAGGAUUCAGACGGCGCCAAGUAUCCUUGUUCUGGUGGCCUCGACAAGUGUUCCCUGCACAUUCAUGGUUACACCGAGCGCAAGGAUCCUCGGGACACUUUCUCCUCCCCGUCUGCCGUCGGGCUUAUGAUGGGCGUUGGUAACGUUGGAGAAUAUCUGGGUCGCUACAAAGACGGGAACACGUUCGUCACGAGAGAUGGCGGUAUCACCUGGCAUGAGGCCAUGAAGGGAACCUUCAUGUGGGAAUACGGCGACCAGGGUUCCAUCAUUGUCAUUGUCAAGGAGUCAGAACCUGUUGACACGGUCUACUACUCUCUUGACGAGGGCAUCAAGUGGGAACAGUACAAGUUCAGUCCUGACAAGCCAAUCAUCGUCGACUCGAUUUCGACCGUUCCCAGCGACACAUCGAAGAGCUUCCUCCUCUGGGGUCGCUCGGACGGUCUCGUCACAAUCAACUUGGACUUUUCCGGACUGUUUGACCGCACAUGCGAUCUCGAUGAAAGCAACCCUGAGGCUGGCGAUUAUGACCUGUGGGAACCAAAGCAUCCAAUGCAGCAAGAGAACUGCCUAUUCGGCCACAUUGCCCAAUAUCACCGCAAGAAGAUUGGCGCCGAAUGCUGGAAUGGACACGAUAUUCAGCAACUGCACAACAUCAAGAAAAACUGCACUUGCACCAGGACCGACUUCGAAUGUGACUACAACUUUGAGCGUGAUGAAAAUGACGGCAGAUGCAUACUUGUCCAGGGCCUUGAUCCGGUCGAAAACGAUGCUGUCUGCAAGAACCCCAACGUCAUUGAGUACAACUACGUUACAGGCUACCGCCGAAUCCCCCUGACGACAUGUGAGGGCGGUAAGGAGCUCGAUCUUACCGCUGGCACCCGGCCAUGCCCAAACAAGGAAGAGGAGUACAACAAGAAACACGGCACUUCGGUCAUGGCCAUCUUCUUCGCCGUCAUCGUGCCAUUUGCAGCGGCGGGCGCCAUCGGCUGGUACGUGUGGCGCAACUGGGACGGCAAAUUCGGCCAGAUCCGCCUGGGCGACAGCCACCCCACGUUCGACAGCGACAGCCGCUGGGUUACAUAUCCGGUCGCCGCGGUUUCUGGUGUCGUCGCCGUGCUGUCGGCCAUCCCUCUCCUGGCGGGCUCCCUGUGGCGCAGCGCGUCGAGCCGACUCGGCGGCGGCGGUGGAUACUCUGGCCAGACGUUCACGACUCGUGGCUCGUUCGCACGGGGUAACUACGCAGUGGUGGAUCCGGACGAGGGAGAGCUGCUGGGUGAAGACAGCGACGAGGAAGUGUGA
Molecule: messenger RNA, 4395 nt
Organism: Diplodia corticola
Lineage: Eukaryota; Fungi; Ascomycota; Dothideomycetes; Botryosphaeriales; Botryosphaeriaceae
Product: vacuolar protein sorting protein
Exons: 3
Coding region: 1-4395 (1464 amino acids)
Biological process (GO): Golgi to endosome transport; protein targeting to vacuole; Golgi to vacuole transport
Cellular component (GO): membrane; Golgi apparatus
Molecular function (GO): protein binding
Source: RefSeq, a predicted model, not a curated record